Messenger RNA from Meira miltonrushii, 444 nucleotides. RefSeq lists its product as uncharacterized. Lineage: Eukaryota; Fungi; Basidiomycota; Exobasidiomycetes; Exobasidiales; Brachybasidiaceae. The record is from RefSeq and is a predicted model, not a curated record. The transcript has a single exon. The coding region runs from base 1 to 444 and encodes 147 amino acids.
AUGUGCUUAACCAAGAAGCUUGUAUGCUUUCUUUUCUUCAGUCUGCUCUUUGCUAUGACUCUUGUUGAUGUAGUACACGGUUUAUCUUUCUCAAGUAAGAAGUCUGCAUCGGCUACGGUAGCUUCUUUGACUUCAAGCAAACCGAACAUUCCAAAGAAAGCACCGAAAGAUGUACCUACAACAACAUUAAGACCUGGUGAUCACAAGAUCUUUAGUGAUCAGAUCGCGCGGAAAAAGGCUUCUGCAACAGAAGCUGCUCAGUAUAAUCAUGACAGAGGCAAUCCAGCAGGGGCAGUGAAUCAUGAAAGAGCAAAGGCUUAUUUGGAACACACUCAGAAAGUGAUCAAUAGUACUCCAGUAAAUGGUAAAAUCAAGAUCUCAAGGUCUGAAUCCAAUCUCAAUACAGUAUAUCAUCCUGCUAAGAAGAGUUUCCGCUUGUGGUGA